UAACCCCCUUCAGCAUCAAAAGGGAAAAAAAAAGUCACAUUCACAGACAAGGAAACCCUCCUUAAAAAGUUUACAAUGGUCGUGUCUCAAAACCUAGUGCAUAUCUGCACAGUGUUAUAGAAUGUUAUUCCGCGCCCAAAUUAUGUCUAAAAUGCUGUCUAGAUAGGCAGCUCACUAGGUAUUGAGACACGGCCACUCUUCCAGCUGAUAAAAACUCUGGAACUGGAAAACCACAUCUCAGACGUCUGUUUUGUUUUACUCCACUCUUGACACUUUUUAUGUACAACGCCCGUUGUUUAUUUCGUGUUUAGUGUAUUGUCUGUGAAAAUAAAAGGCUUUUCUUUGCUUAUCUAGACAAAUAAGCUGUGAGCAGCUCUUGAGUUGAGCUGUGAAGUGCGAGUCAGAUUUUCCAAUAGCUCAUUUAUGAAAAGCACGCGAGCUCCUUUUCUGCCUGCUGAUCUGUAGUAGUCUGUGACUGUGAGUAUGCUGUUGCUCCAGGACAGAAUGAGAAGGACUUGUUUGUCCUGGUGCCUUUUCCUGCUGUUUGUCUGGUACCCAGCGGGCAGCAUAGUGACGGAGAUUGAGCUGGAGGAUUCGGACUGGAACUGGGGUUCUGGAUUACACGAACUCCUAAACAGCUUUCCAGCUGAUAGUCCAUUUGUCAGAGAGACGCCUGGCAGGCCGGCCAACUGCACUCAGCGCUUCUGGCUUCCUCCAUCCUCCCCUGUGUGCUGGGAUGAUAUAGCGGGCCCAGAGGAGUUUGAGAAGUCCCGCAUUCUCGUGCUGCAGAACAGGGCGGCACUGCAGGCCGUAUCGACAUCUAGUGGUCUCGAGGAAGGGGGUGCGUCCUACGAUCAACAGGCCAGGGAGAACAUGCAGGGCGUCCGGGCUGACCAUCUCGUUGUGGCCCAGACGGCUGAUACAAUGCAGAAGGUGUUCAUGGAUUUGGAUGAGAAGAGGAAGGAGGGGAAAGAGCAUUAUACCUUCUCAAGUCUGAAGGAGCAAAUUGACAACACGAAAGACUCCAUUGCUAAAAAGGAGCAAGUAGCAGCUCUUCUAGAGAAACAUCUUGCCAAUCUGGAGAGGUCUUUGAACACUAUGCAGCUUCAAUUGGCCAAACUACUUCCCCAGUAAUUUCAUUUGAGCAGCACAACCUACACAUGUGGAAAAUAAUAUAAUGCAUGUUUUAUUAUUACAUUUUAUCAAACACACAAGACUUGUAUGACCAUGUACUGCAUGCCAACAGCACCCUGUAUUUCUCUUUUGUGUGCGUAUUUUCCUCUUGUUUUUCCACUCCAUUAAGUAAAUGGGAUAAAUAUUAGGUAAUGGCAAUAAAAUCUAUUUUUAUACCCCCA
Messenger RNA from Sinocyclocheilus rhinocerous, 1355 nucleotides. RefSeq lists its product as uncharacterized. The record is from RefSeq and is a predicted model, not a curated record. Bases 484 to 1134 code for a protein of 216 amino acids. NCBI's taxonomy places the organism in Eukaryota, Metazoa, Chordata, Actinopteri, Cypriniformes, Cyprinidae. The transcript is spliced from 3 exons.